Gaeumannomyces tritici R3-111a-1 is the source of this 2350-nucleotide messenger RNA. RefSeq lists its product as hypothetical. The transcript has 6 exons. Bases 337 to 1830 code for a protein of 497 amino acids. Lineage: Eukaryota; Fungi; Ascomycota; Sordariomycetes; Magnaporthales; Magnaporthaceae. The record is from RefSeq and is a predicted model, not a curated record.
CAAGAAUGCAAUGGAGGUCAGGCGGACCACUUUGCUGCGCCAGUCGGGCACUGAGACAAACGCCACACUACGACGCCUAUACGGGGCACGGGCAUGACGAAAGUGAAAAAUGCAAAGGUGGUCACGCGAAUUGUGCCCGAAGGGCAGCCAAGGCAGAAACGUGAAGCCAGGGAGAGUGCAGGAGGGUGCGGGGGUAAUGGGCAAACACAAAAUACAACGGGAAGGCAAGCCCCUCAUCUUCAGACCUGACCUGAAGCAGACGCUCGAUCGCUCAGGCUAGCAGAAGCCAGGCCCGUAAAUAAUUGCCAUUGGAAAUAUCAGGCCACCUGCACGAAAAUGGAUUGGGCCAACACGCACCUCGAAUUUCCUGCAGAGGACAAGGACUCCUUUUCCCACGAGCCGCGCCGGUCCCUCGUCGUGAGAAAGGUCCUCUCGGACAGCGUACCCAAGAAAUGGGAACUCACAACAGAGGAAGAAUGGAAGCAGUGGCUCCACGAAGAGCAUUUCCAUCAGCACCAAACACCAGGGAUAGGGGUCAUCUUGGCAGCGCGGCCCCCAGGAGCCCAGGAUGAUGCCGCGGGAGACGACGAAAGCUCGCAAAUCGGUGGGAACGAUGGCAUGCUCCUCACGGAGCUCCCGUUCUCGAGAGUAGCAUUUGAUGAGAUCAUCAAAAAAUUCCUCGUUCACCCAUCCAUCACCAAGGCUAUCCAAAGGCCAGGGCCGAUUUUCUCGCGGACUCACAUCAGGAUCAGCAAUCCUCACGAGCCCGCAAUCGCGUAUGUCUGUCGCACGUCGAGUGCCUGGGAUGGUGAUAUUGCGCUCUCUGCCACCCACUUUCCCAGAACUGGCUUCACCUCUGCAGUCGUCUUCGGCUGCGAGUUCGACGAUGAGGCCGUGCGUGGCAACAUGCGGAUCCCAACCUCGAGCCUGAAGUCGGGAGAUAGAAUCACGGGACUACUGAGCAAUUCAGAAGCUACCGUGGCCCACCCAAUGCUCCUCGUGGGAAUUCUCGCCGAGGUCGAGCUAAGGCGCCACCAGGCCAUCGUCCGCCGGGCUGUGGAGCACCUUCUAGACACGGUGACCAAGGUCAGUACUGGGGAGGGCGCUGAUUACCAGGUGUUGGCACCCCAGUCUGGCGAUGAAGACAAGCAUGCCAUCAAGCCGUGGCUGGACAUGCACGUCAUCAAGAUCAAGCUAGAGUCCUGGCAGCGGGAGCUAGAGAAGAUGGUUGAGCAUGUUGAGGAGCUAUCCCAGACGCUCUAUCAGACCAGGGAGAUUCCCAGCGAGGGAGACAUGAACCCCACGACUCUCCAACCUUAUGAAGACACACAGCUCGACGCUUUCAAGGCGGAGGAAGAACAGAGGGCAAACCUUCGAGCGACAGGCGGGCGAAUCGAGGAGCGGCUGCGGGAUAUCGUCAACCAAUACCGCGAAAUGAUCAGCGAGUCCAUGCUCACCAUGGAAGGCCUGACCCUGGCUACACAAGUAGCGCACACCAGGGCGAAUAUGGAGAUCGCCGAAAAGACAAAAAAGGACGGGGGGCAGAUGAAGUCGAUUGCUGUCCUCACCAUGGUGUUCCUUCCCGGAACAUUCUUCGCCACAUUUUUCUCCAUGAGCUUCUUCAAGUGGGAUCCCCCAUCGGAGGGCGAGGUGGCCUCCCCGAAGCUCUGGGUGUAUUUCCUUGUCACUGUCGUCUUUACCACCCUGACGCUGGCAAUAUACAUGUGGUGGUCCAGAAAACAGUCCGGGAGGGUCACCAGGGGGGACGAUCCUGAGCGUGGUGCCAAGGAGGAUUUGGAGCUUUCCCUCAUUAAUGGAAGGACGAAGUAGUGGAGGAAACGAGCCAGGAUCUCUUGGUUUAUUGUCGAAGCCUGUAGCUGCCCUGUGACCUCUUACGCGCUAUUUAUCCGCUGGCUAACGUUCCAGGUACCUAAACGUGCCCACUGUUCCGCUGCCAGUAUCAAUAUCUUUUUUAUUUUGCUUUUCUCUUGUCCGCGGCCGAAGCAACGCUUGCGCCAGGCAUGUUGGCGCCCAAGGUCUUGUUUCGCACUGAGGCGAGCUACAUUUGGCCCCACUCAGGCCACAAUCAUGGAGGCCUGAGCGCGCAGGCAUUGGUCCACGUUGACUUCUACUGGGCAGGACGGCCUGGACAGAGGGGCCUGAACGGGCUGAUGGCCUGAAAAAAAAACCUGGCCAUUGAUCCUUUUUCACCUAGUGGCGGCCGAUUCUAAAUUUCACGGACGGCAACGUGCGACUAUCGAAACAAAUAACCAUUGGAAACCUGUUCAAAAAUUAGUAUCCUAUACAAAAGGAUCAGCCAGCCGGAUAAAGUCAAUGUGAUCCCGACAAA